Gadus chalcogrammus (walleye pollock) is the source of this 1134-nucleotide messenger RNA. It is a transcript of the gene alx3, whose product is annotated as ALX homeobox 3. Gene Ontology annotation, biological process: regulation of transcription by RNA polymerase II. The record is from RefSeq and is a predicted model, not a curated record. Gene Ontology annotation, molecular function: DNA-binding transcription factor activity, RNA polymerase II-specific; RNA polymerase II transcription regulatory region sequence-specific DNA binding. Lineage: Eukaryota; Metazoa; Chordata; Actinopteri; Gadiformes; Gadidae. The transcript has 4 exons. Bases 1 to 1134 code for a protein of 377 amino acids.
AUGGAGACAGAAAGUUGUUUGUCUUUCUGUUCCCAGGCAAGCAGAACAACUCCAGAAUCGUCCCCGGGACUCGAGCACAGUUCGAGCUCCUUCCUUCCCUGUGAUGAGCUUCAGAAGACGUCCCACGCUCCUCAUCCGCAUCGUCUCAGCCUGCGCGCGGAUUUUUACAGUUCCUCCAUGGGGAGGUUUAGCGACGCGCCCGCGGACUUUACGCACGGCGCCGCCGCGGCAAACCCUCACCGCGCGUCGCCUUCCAAACACAGCAACAAGUUCUCGGACAGCAUAAAUCCAGACCGAAAGGGGAUAGCGAUUAGUGGGAAGACGGCGUUCUAUGAGAUCAACUCCGAAGAAAAGACCUCCCCCAAAACCAUGGGCUAUGCCGGGAUCGGCUCAGACUACUGUGCCAAACUGAAGGAGUCAACCGGCGCCAUGCAGGGGGACUCUAUCGCCGACUCCAUUGACCUAUCCGGCAAAAACAAGAAGCGACGCAACCGCACCACCUUCAGCACCUUCCAGCUGGAGGAGCUGGAGAAGGUGUUCCAGAAGACCCACUACCCAGAUGUGUACGCCCGGGAACAGCUGGCCCUGAGGACCGAGCUCACCGAGGCCAGAGUGCAGGUGUGGUUCCAGAACCGCAGGGCCAAGUGGAGGAAACGAGAGCGCUACGGAAAGAUCCAGGAGGUGCGCAACCACUUUACUGCUUCAUACGAUAUCUCUCUGCUCCCCCGCCAUGACACAUACCAGAUGCAGAGCAACCUAUGGCCAGGCGUCCCGUCCACAGGGGGCGGGGUCCCAAACGGGGGGUGCGUCCUGGGCGCCGAGUCCAUGGCCUCGUCCUGCAUGAGCCCCUACUCCCAUCCCCAUGGCAACCUGCCCGGCUUCAUGGGCAUGCCGGCGUCUCCCGGCCACCCCCACACACACCACCCCCACCACCACCACCACCACCCCCACCACCACCACCACCCCCCACACCACCCGGGCAUCAACGGCCUCUACUCGCUCCACAGCUUCCCCGGGGGCCUGGGCCCCCCUGGCUUUGAGCCAGGCCCCGAGAUGGAGUACAAGCCCACUGGCCUGGUGGCCCUGCGCAUGAAGGCCAAGGAGCCAGGUAGCCUGAUCUCCUGGCCCACAUGA